GUUUUCAUCCAUCUUGCGGGUUCCAUUAUACGUGUUUGCAGUUUGUAAACGGAAGACAACCACAUAAUAAUUACUUUGUUUUAGCUAUUCUACUCUGGGUGACCACCGACUGAAAGCUAAACACGCGAUACUUUACACGGAAUGCCUCAAUUUGGCGGUGCACCCUCCUGCCCUCGAUGCGGCAAGGCAGUGUAUUUGGCGGAACAAGUCACAGGUCCGAAUGGGAUGUGGCACAAGUCAUGUUUAACCUGCAAGGAAUGCAACAAACGCCUUGAUUCUACCAGUCUGACAGAGCGGGAGAAGGAGGCUUACUGCAAGACCUGCUACGGAAAGCUUUUUGGUCCAAAGGGAUACGGUUUCGGCGGAGGAGCCGGCGUUCUCAACACUGAUUCAACAAUCACGGAUACCCAACGAUUCUCCCCCUCCCCCAGUCCAAGCAACUCCCGUUCUGGAUCCCAGUCCAAUCUGAUGACCUCUGGAAGCGGGUCGAAUCCCAACUUGGCGCGAACGGGUAGCGGGACUGUAACUCCGGGAUCGGGAGCAGGUUCGGCCCCGCUUGUGGGGAAACCCAAGUUUGGAGGAGCGGACGUUUGUCCUAAAUGCCAAAAACCGGUGUAUUUUGCCGAGCAGAUGGUCGGUCCCAUGGGCGUCAAGUACCACAAACUAUGCUUCCGAUGCACUGAUUGUAAUAAAUUGGUGGAUUCGACAACUAUGGCGGACAAAGAAGGUGUGAUAUAUUGCAAGAUGUGUCAUGGUCGAAAGUUUGGACCAAAGGGCUACGGCUAUGCGGGUGGUGCCGCUGGAUUGACUACUGACUAAUCAGAACCAUUAAUAUCAUUUAUCUUGUAUGCAGUCACAUAGAAAUAAGAAAACAGAUCAUGGCCAGUAAUAAAGUGCACUUUGGUAA
Messenger RNA from Spizellomyces punctatus DAOM BR117, 907 nucleotides. RefSeq lists its product as uncharacterized. The record is from RefSeq and is a predicted model, not a curated record. NCBI's taxonomy places the organism in Eukaryota, Fungi, Chytridiomycota, Chytridiomycetes, Spizellomycetales, Spizellomycetaceae. The transcript has 5 exons. Bases 142 to 819 code for a protein of 225 amino acids. Gene Ontology annotation, cellular component: cytoplasm. Gene Ontology annotation, biological process: actin cytoskeleton organization.